AAAACAUUGGUUGACAUUUCGUUUUUUGUAUGUACAUUCUAACCUUAAAAAAUAUAUUGUAAAGUGUUUUUUUCGUCAAUUGAUUGUAAAAAUGUUCUUAACACUGAAAUUACUAUCGAACCGUCACCCUUCAUUCAUCGCUCGCACUGUAUUUGUAAAGAACAAUAACGUAGAUGACGCAUGUCGGCUGGUGAACCGAAUCCUUGGCAAGGAAGGCAUCCUCGAUCAGUACAGGCUUACCAGAUAUUACGAGAAACCUUAUCAGACUAGGAGGCGUGUCAACCAUGAGCGAUGCAAGGCUAUCUACAACGAAGACAUGGAGAGGAAAAUACAGUUUGUCCUUAGAAAGAAUAGACAUGAACCCUUCCCUGGGUCAACCUAAUUAGGGUAACUGAUCUGUUAAUAUAACAGAAUACGAUUGUUAACUUAAAAUAGUUGUAGCAACCAUUUAGGUGGAUUUAAAUGCAGUCUCUGUGUAUGAAUACUUAUCUGAAAUAAUUUACGGUACUUCUAGUAAUAAAACAUGCAUGUAAAUAGUA
Molecule: messenger RNA, 539 nt
Organism: Helicoverpa armigera (cotton bollworm)
Lineage: Eukaryota; Metazoa; Arthropoda; Insecta; Lepidoptera; Noctuidae
Gene: mRpS21
Product: mitochondrial ribosomal protein S21
Exons: 2
Coding region: 92-382 (96 amino acids)
Biological process (GO): translation
Cellular component (GO): ribosome
Molecular function (GO): structural constituent of ribosome
Source: RefSeq, a predicted model, not a curated record